AUGUCCGCUAGCGGUUGUGAGGUUCAAUUUGCUCAACAGGAGCUUCCCGCGGCGACUCCCCUUGGUUUGUCAGGGGGUGUCCCACCGGCUGCUAUUCGUUCGCAAGGUGUGCUGGUUCCCGAUAAAGAAAAGGUUGAAAGAGUAGUGAGGGAAGACGUUUCCCCGAUAGAAUUUGAUGCCAGGGUGACCAGCGCGAACGAGACGGCUUUCAAGUUUGAGUCGAUUAAAGAGGUGGUCGUUGCUAUUGUGGCAGCGGUAGUGGAAAUUUUCUAUCCUUCUGUGUCCUCGCUUCAGCCAUGA
Messenger RNA from Penicillium macrosclerotiorum, 300 nucleotides. RefSeq lists its product as uncharacterized. Lineage: Eukaryota; Fungi; Ascomycota; Eurotiomycetes; Eurotiales; Aspergillaceae. The transcript has a single exon. The record is from RefSeq and is a predicted model, not a curated record. Bases 1 to 300 code for a protein of 99 amino acids.